GUCCACGUGACCCGGAUAUCCGUCAGUUCAGCAGUGACUCACCAGGAGCAGCCGUAGUUCCAGCUGCUGAGAGUAAAAAUGGUGUAUAUAUCUAAUGGACAAGUGUUAAAUGGCCAAAGAUCGCCAUGGCGGCUGUCAUUUAUAUCAGAUCUUUUUUGGGGGGUUGCAGACUUCGUUGUCAUGUUCUUCCAGAGCAUAAUUAGACCCGACGUGACGAGAAGGGGAUGCGUGAACUCCUCUUCCAACACAAGAUUUGAUGAUGGCAGAGGACCACCUGGACUGCCUCGUCGAAGGAUGGGUCGAAUAAAUCAUGGCGCAGGACCCAGCCCUCCUCCAAUGGCAGGAGGUGGAUGAGGAAGGUAAACACCUGCUGUUACAAGCAGGCAACAAGGGAUUGCAUUCACAAGCUGGAUAAGAAGAUGUGAAUGUUUGUCUCUGCCUAUGAACUGCUCUGCACCAAUGCAGAUUUAUGAUGUUGUACUGGGAAUUCCCUCUCCAGGAUCCAGUACCGACUGAUGAGCACAUGUAAAACUGUAAAUGUUUACUGUCUUUGUUUUGUUUGUUUCUUUUGUAAAAUGUCGUCUGUACUUCAAAUUGACCACAACAAAUGACAAACAGAAAUUAUAAUAAAGUUAGGGAAUUUUGUGGGUUGUGGCUUAUUAACACAACCCUGCAUCAUUUAAAGGGACAUUCCAGUGCAGAUGUUUCCAGAGUAUACAGCCCCAGAACAGUUUGCUAAGCAUGUUUGCAAUACACCUUUUUUAUCUAAUUUCUGGCCUCCUCAUGGAAGAGCUCUCUAGCAGCCGGUUUAAGAGCAUUAUAUUCUUCUGGUUGGUGAAUAAGCUUCCAUGCCAAUCUUGGACUUUUUUUUUUUUUUAAUAAAAUUGGGCUUAUAGCCCUUGAAUCAUUUUGUGCUGUAAUGUUCCAUUAAUAUACGAAAACAAUAUACUGACAUCUUCCCUUGAUACUGAGAUGAUUAUGUCAUUGUCCUCAGAAUUCCAAUUUUCUUGGCAUCAACACAUUCAUGUGCAGUAAGAUUUGGUUGUGAUCACCUUUAUCAUGUUUGUGAAAGUUGUGAAUUGGCUAUUUUGAAACAACCUUCAGUUUAUAUUUAAUGUGAAACAAUGGCUGUAAAAGGGGCCUAUUAUCACUGGCAGCCUCUACUAAAAACAAACAAACGUCUGCACCAAAAAAAAGACAAUUCUUCAGUCAUGCUUGGUUUUCUCAUGUCAAUCACAAUUUCUUUCAUAUUGUUUUGCAUUUAGAAGUUCUCUCUCUAGAAAACAAGGGGUUAAGAUAGUCCCGUUGGCUAGCAGAAGCCCCAUAUUACCUGUAUUUAUGUUGUUUAUAAACAUUGGCAUUUGUUUCAUAACUGCGCCUAUUACGGUUUCAUCUAUAACGUUAGAGAAUUUAUUUCACGUAUUCUGUCCAUUUUGAAUGAGUGAAGAUAUCUUUUAAUGAUGUCUUAAAUUUAUUUCCAUUCAUUUCAUGCUUUGUAAAGGAUUUUGAUAUUAAAAUAAAUAUAUGUACCUUAUAUUUAAAUAAAUGUUGUUUCAGGAAGGUCUGCUGAAGCAAUUUUAAUAA
Molecule: messenger RNA, 1584 nt
Organism: Bombina bombina (fire-bellied toad)
Lineage: Eukaryota; Metazoa; Chordata; Amphibia; Anura; Bombinatoridae
Gene: SELENOK
Product: selenoprotein K
Exons: 5
Biological process (GO): endoplasmic reticulum calcium ion homeostasis; calcium ion transport
Cellular component (GO): endoplasmic reticulum membrane; Golgi apparatus
Source: RefSeq, a predicted model, not a curated record